Messenger RNA from Vollenhovia emeryi, 1553 nucleotides. RefSeq lists its product as uncharacterized. The transcript has 2 exons. Gene Ontology annotation, biological process: deoxyribonucleotide biosynthetic process. Gene Ontology annotation, molecular function: ribonucleoside-diphosphate reductase activity, thioredoxin disulfide as acceptor. NCBI's taxonomy places the organism in Eukaryota, Metazoa, Arthropoda, Insecta, Hymenoptera, Formicidae. Gene Ontology annotation, cellular component: cytosol. The record is from RefSeq and is a predicted model, not a curated record. The coding region runs from base 191 to 1537 and encodes 448 amino acids.
AGGAAAAGAACGAGCAUAAAGUCGACAAGGAAGAAAAAAAAACCCCCGCGUCAGGUAGAAAGGCUAAAAAAUCGGCUGUCGGGGUCGCCGCUACGAGACGUCGGAGGGCCAAGAGCAAACGCAGUGUAUCCGACAUUUUCUCUUAACCGUUGCACGGACUAGGAAUUUUCAGUGAGGAGAGGGGAUAAGCAUGUCCUUUCUUCACACUCACUCGAGCGAGUGCCUAAAGAGCGAACUCGAUCUCUUUUCUUUACCCCCCACGCAAACCAGCAUCGAAAAUUCACAAUGGAUUUAUUACAAACCCGUAACAUCGCUAGCGGACGACACGCCUAUAGAAUUCGUCAUACCCGAUCACGGGGAAGACUACCUCGAUCUCACUCACACUAUGCUGAGUCUUCGCAUACGCGUAGAUUCUUCCCCUCUAGCGGGCGGAGGAGGAGUCGCCGGUACAGCCGGCACCGUCGAGUACAAAGCAGGCCCCGUAAAUCAUUUAUUACACUCCAUGUUCAAUCAAAUCGACGUGUACUUCAAUCAAAAGCUCGUGUCACCCCCAAACAACGCUUACGCAUACCGCGCGUACAUCGAGGCGCUAUUAAACUAUUCUUCACCCGCGAAAACGUCCCAUCUAACCGCCAGUCUGUGGGAGGCGGAUACACCCGGUUUAAUGGACGCGCUCCUAGACUCGACCACCCCAAAUCAGGCUCUCGUGAAACGCUCUAGUUUCAUUCAAAACGACCACGCGUUAGAUCUCCUAGGCCAUCUUCACUGCGAUGUUUUUAAUCAGGAUAAAUUCUUAAUUAACGGAGUGGAAGUUAGAAUGAGACUCGUUCGCUCGAAAGAUUCGUUCUGUCUCAUGGAGAGUAAUUCGUUGUCGAAAAUACACAUUCUAGACGCCAGUCUGCUCGUGAGAAGGGCGAAAAUAAGACCCGGUGUGUUACUCGCGCACGCGAGAAUGCUGAGCAAAACCACCGCCAAAUAUCAUCUCACGAGAGUCGAAGUCAGAACAUUCACGAUUCACGCGGGACUCGUAGGAGAAUCGAUAGACAACGUAAUACUGGGACAGCUACCGAAACGCAUAAUAGUCGGUUUCGUCGAUAACAGAGCGUUUAACGGCGACAGAAAAUUAAAUCCGUUUAAUUUCAAAAACUAUGGUAUCAAUUUCUUUUCGCUGUACGUCGACGGUAUGCAAAUCCCCAGUAGACCGCUACAACCAAAUUUCUCGAAAGACGAACCGCUCUACGUCGAGGCUUAUCACACCCUCUUCUCCGGAACAGGCAUUCACUUUUUGAACGAGGGUAAUUCUAUAAACAGAGAGGAUUACGCCGAAGGAUACACGCUUUUCGCUUUCGAUCUUACUCCCGACUUGUCGGCCAAUUGCGCCGGACAUUGGAAUCUCGUGAAACACGGCAGUUUACGAUUAGAAGUACGCUUUGAAAAGCCACCAACCACGACCAUUAAUUGCAUCGUUUAUGCAGAAUUCGAUAACAUGCUCGAAAUCGACUCCUCUCGACAAAUCAUCGUCGACUUCGCCGGCUAAAUCCCUACGCCGACAA